Molecule: messenger RNA, 4299 nt
Organism: Tachyglossus aculeatus (Australian echidna)
Lineage: Eukaryota; Metazoa; Chordata; Mammalia; Monotremata; Tachyglossidae
Gene: ENPP3
Product: ectonucleotide pyrophosphatase/phosphodiesterase 3
Exons: 26
Coding region: 438-3044 (868 amino acids)
Biological process (GO): nucleoside triphosphate catabolic process
Molecular function (GO): metal ion binding; nucleoside triphosphate diphosphatase activity; nucleic acid binding
Source: RefSeq, a predicted model, not a curated record
GGGGCAUUUUGUUCCUUUAGCCAUUUGCCAGAUGCUGAAAAACCUAGAGGAAUUUCAUGAAAAAGAAGGAAGAAUCUAGCACUGAUUGUUAUUGGGACUUUUUUUUUAAAAAAAUUGGAAUCUGAGAAAUGAGAAAGGAAACAAUGAGCAGCAGAGUGGCUAUUCUUUAACGAUGUUGCCCAUUUAUAGUCUUUCUUUUUGCGCAACAAAUACAGUUUAUUCAAGGCUAAGCAAGAAUACUCUCCCAUCCAGAUCCACAUAGUUCAGAUGAGUUAUUCUGCCUGAACAACAUAUGUGAUUGUCCAGUCAUUCAAGAGCUCUGAACUCACCCCACUCUUCAAAAGACAGUGCCCGAAACCAGUCUGUGCCUGUUUGAUUUGAACAUACGAAAGGAGAAGUGAGUGUUCCUUCUGAUUUCCAGCAGCUGACCUGCAGACAUGGACUCAAUCUUGAAUUUACAGACCGAAGAGCCCGUGAAGAAGAGUACUCUGAAGAAAUAUAAAAUAAUCUGUGCGGUCCUUGCUGUUUUGCUGGUGGUCGUAUCACUUGGGUUAGGCCUAGGACUGGGACUUCGACGUCAAGAACAACCAGGGAGUUGCAGAAACAAAUGCCAAGAGCAAUUGUAUAGAGGAUUGGAAGGCUGCCAGUGUGAUACUGGAUGCAAACAGCGCCAGAACUGCUGUUGGGACUUUGAAGAAACCUGUGUGAAGCCAGCUCAAAUAUGGACCUGCAAUCCUAUCCGGUGUGGGGAGACUCGGCUAGCAAACAGCCUUUGCUCUUGCUCUGAAGACUGCAUGGAGAAAAAAGACUGCUGCCCUGAUUACAGAAGUGUUUGCAAAGGAGAAACACCCUGGGUGAAGGAAGAAUGCGGAUCUAAUGAGGCUCACCAGUGUCCCCCAGGAUUCGACCUGCCACCGGUUAUCCUGUUUUCAAUGGAUGGCUUUCGAGCUGAAUAUUUGCAAACAUGGAAUACUUUGAUGCCAAAUAUUAACAAACUCAAAACAUGUGGAGUACACUCACCGUACAUGAGAGCAGUCUAUCCAACUAAAACUUUCCCAAAUCAUUACACCAUUGUAACGGGCUUGUAUCCAGAAACCCACGGCAUUAUUGACAAUAGCAUGUAUGAUGUUAAUCUUAACAAAAACUUCUCCCUUUCUUCAAAUGAGAAAUUCAGUUCCGCCUGGUGGGGAGGCCAACCGAUCUGGUUGACUGCGAUGUAUCAAGGUUUGAAGGCCGGUACUUACUUCUGGCCAGGCUCUGAUGUGGCUAUUAAUGGAACAUAUCCCUCCCUGUACAAGAUAUACAACAAGCUUUCCCCAUAUGGAGAGAGGGUGUUUUCCAUACUGCGGUGGCUGGAUCUGCCUAAAUCAGAAAGACCGGACUUUUAUACUUUGUAUGUAGAAGAACCGGAUUCUGCGGGACAUUCAAGUGGACCAGUCAGUGGCAAUGUAAUUAAGAACUUGGAACUGGUGGAUCAGACUUUGGGGAUGUUAAUGGAUGGCCUGAAGCAAAGAAACUUACACAACUGCGUCAAUAUCAUCAUUCUGGCAGACCAUGGAAUGGAUAAAACCGACUGCAACCAAUUAGAAUUUAUGACCGAUUACUUUCCAAAAAUAGAUUUCUUCAUGUUUGAAGGGCCUGCAGCUCGCAUCCGGGCCAAAAACAUUCCCACGGACUUCUAUAGUUUUGACUCGGAAGGAAUUGUGAAAAACCUCAGCUGCCGUAAGGAAAAGCAGCAUUUCAAGCCAUACUUGACCCCUGACUUACCCAAGAGAUUUCACUACGCCAACAAUAUUCGUAUUGACAAAGUCCACCUUUAUGUAGACCGCCAAUGGAUGGCUGUAAGGAGCAAAGCCUAUACAUCCUGUGGAGGAGGAAACCAUGGUUAUGACAAUGAGUUUAAAAGUAUGGAGGCUAUCUUUCUGGCCCAUGGACCAGGUUUUAAAGAGAAGACUGAAGUGGAGCCCUUUGAAAAUAUUGAGAUUUAUAAUCUAUUGUGUGAUCUUUUGCACAUCCAACCAGCGCCCAACAAUGGGACUCAUGGGAGCUUAAACCAUCUUUUGAAGACACCUUUCUACAAACCAUCAUUCGCCCAAGAAGUGUCUAGCCCCACCGAAUGUCCCUUAGGCCCCACAACUCCAGAUACUUCAGGCUGUAAAUGUUCUUCGCAAGAUAUAGAUAGACUCAAUCAAAGGCUAAAUCUCAGCCCAUCUAAAGUAAACGAAGCAGUGAACAAACACUUACCAUAUGGAAGGCCUAAGGUUUUGCAGAGGAAGAACUAUUGUCAGCUUUUCCAAGAGGAAUAUGUGAGUGGAUUUGAUCGUGACAUCCAGAUGCCACUGUGGAGUGCUUAUACGAUUCUCAAGCCGGGAGACACAUCGCCUCUUCCUCCCAGCAUGACAGACUGUCUGCGGGCUGAUGUUAGGAUCCCUGCUGCUCAGAGCCAAAAGUGUUCCUUCUAUGAGAUGGCACAGAAUAUCACCCACGACUUCCUCUUUCCUCCCACCUUAAAUGAAACUGCCGAGAGUCAGUAUGAUGCUUUAAUUACCAGCAAUUUCAUCCCCAUGCACGAACAGUUCAGGAAAAUCUGGAACUACUUUCAUCGGACUCUGCUUAUAAAAUACGCUUCAGAAAGAAAUGGAGUGAAUGUGAUCAGUGGACCAAUAUUCGAUUACAACUACGAUGGCCACUUUGACACUCUAGAUGAAAUUAUGAAGCAUGCAGCCACUACUAUAGUUCCCAUACCAACUCACUACUUUGUGUUGCUGACGAGCUGUAAGGACAGGACCAACACUCCACUGAACUGCUCAGGCUCUCUGGAUACUCUGCCUUUCAUCCUCCCACACCGUCCAGACAAUAUCGAGAGCUGUGCUGGAAACAAAUCAGAGUCUGAGUGGGUUGAGGAAAGAGUUGAGGCUCACGCUGCACGUGCCCGAGAUGUGGAGUUGCUUACCGGGCUUGACUUUUAUCAGGAGAGCAAAUGGCCAGUCCCUGAGGUCUUGAAGCUCAAGACAUUUCUGCCCACUUUUGAAACUAUAAUUUGAACAGGUAAAAAUCACAUGGGAAAAUGUGGCCGAUGGGCUAUCUUUGCUGAAGGAUCCCUCUGGAAAGAACGCUGAUAAUAUUCUCCAAUGUGGAAAACCCAGAUGAGUCUUUCUCAACUCUUUGUUCUCCACAAACUCUUCUACUUCUUUUUCUACCUGAGGAUGCAGCCAUACCAUCAGGGAGUGGGAGGAAUGAUUUCCACUAUGAGAUCAUAUGAAUGGGUCGCUGGUUUUUCCCCAGAACGAGAAAACCUGUCCCAAAAUGUUGCUCAAAUAAUCAGCUCUGGUUACUCUAUCCUAUCAGAUGACAUCUGCCAGCUGAUGACAUUCCUUCCCUCAUACCACUUUGAGCUCUGACGACACAUUUCUGUGGGGGAUAAAAACACUUUAGUCUGGGUAGUGGAUUCAUCAAAUAGUUAAAGGGGAAGCCUAAAAUGACACUAUUUUUAUUGGAAUUUUAGCCAUCCUAAGUACAUUUAAAUCCACCACCAAGAAUGCCCCUGGAAAUGCAUUUUUUUGUUGUUGUUGUCGAUUAAUGUAGCAAAAGCCUUAAAGAAUGGGAGAGAUAAGACUACACAAGAUUCUCAGGUGAUCUUAAGCCACUGAUAGCAUAUCUUUCAUGAUGUUCCCAUGAUGUUCCCAAUUUUCGUGACGUGAAGUUGGACCGCACAUUACUUCUGAUUUUUGUACUGCCAUGCCAAAAUGAUUAUGAAUCAAUGUCAAAUUUACAGUUUUGAGAGUCUAGGAUAAAGACAUUGAUACGAACUUUCAUUAUGUCUUUGACUGUGCCACAUUCAACCCAAAAUGAUUCAGAAUGGAUUAAAGUGUAGGGUUAGGUGUUCAUUAUCAAUCUCGGAUUUAAACUAGAUUGUCUUGGAAAAUAUUUGCAAUUAACUCUAUCCCUGGAGCUAUGGGUACAGUUCCAAAACUUAGAGAAAAAUGUCUGUGUUAUGAAGAUAAUAAAUUUUGGCUACCACUAACCAAAUUUUCUGGAUUAAAAGAAAAAAAUCAAUUAGAUGUCCAUGACCUAAUUAGAAUAUAACUGCUGUCCAUAUAACGCAAGAUUGUAAAGCCCUUAUUGGCAGGGAACAGGACACUUUAUUUUGUAUUUCCCAAAUGCUUAAUGUAGUUCAUUGCACCAGCUGGGUGGUAAUAGUGAUACCAGUAACUGGCAGUUCUGAUGCCUGUCUAUUUGUUUUGAUGUCUGUCUCCCCCCUCCUAGACCGUGAGCCCUUUGUGGGCAGGGAUUGUCUCU